GCCCCUUUAAUCACUGUCGCGCAUGUGCAGAAAACGAGAUCAAACUUUUUAACUAGUCAACUUCGCAGAAAGUUUCUGAUUUCAGGAAAAAAAGAAUGAAAUGGCUUUUCGGAGGAGGAAUAAGAGCUAUCCAUUCUUCAGUCAGGAGUUUCUUAUCCAAAACCAUGCAGACAUUGUCUUCUGUCUGGUGGUGUUCAUUCUGAUCGGGUUGAUGUUCGAGGUGACGGCAAAGACAGCCUUCCUGUUUAUCCUCCCGCAGUACAACACCAGCACUCUGACACCAGAUGGAGAGGUGUCGCUCUAUCAGUAUGGAUGGAGGGAUUGUGUCACCGUGCUCUUCUACUUUUUCAUCGCCCUCAUCCUUCACGCUGUGGUUCAGGAGUAUGUGCUUGAUAAAGUGAAUCGUAGGCUUCAUCUGUCAAAGAGCAAACACACCAAGUUCAACGAGUCUGGGCAGCUUUGUGUGUUUUACCUGGCAUCCUCCAUAUGGAGUCUCUACAUACUCAUUACGGAGGGCUAUCUCUCAAACCUGACCAGUCUCUGGGAAAACUAUCCUCACAUACACCUGAGGUUUCAGGUGAAGUUUUUCUAUCUCUGUCAGCUGGCCUACUGGCUCCACGCGCUACCUGAGCUCUACUUCCAGAAAGUAAGGAAGGAGGAGACUCCACGGCAGCUCCUGUACAUCUCUUUCUACCUGCUGCACAUCGGAGCCGCAUACCUGCUCAAUCUGACUCGACUAGGCCUGGUGCUCCUGUUCCUACAAUACCUAUCUGAGCUUGGCUUUCACAUUGCCAGACUCGUCUACUUCACAGACGAGAGCCAUAACAAGCUGUUCAAGGUGUGGGCAGCCGGGUUUGUCUCGACGCGUUUGUUCACACUCACUCUGUCAGUGCUGGUGGUGGGGUUCGGUCUGGCUCGCGUAGAGAAUCAAGGGCUGGACCUGGAGACUGGCAACUUUAACACCCUGCUGCUCAGAAUGACAGUUCUCCUGGUGGUCUGCCUGACGCAGGCCUGGCUCCUAUGGAGGUUCAUUCACUUCCAACUACGGCGCUGGAGAGAGUACCGGCAAGAACAGGCAGCCCGCAAGAGAGUGACCGUCAAGCAGCAGCCCAAACUUGUCAAGAGAGACGCUGGACACCAUGAAAACGGAGUAAUCAAAGCUGAAAAUGGAGCCUCCCCUCGACCCAAGAAAGUAAAGGCUCCAUAGGAAGCUGGGUUUAAGAGACUCUUGAUUUGCUGGAUAUGGGACUAAUGGAAUAGGAUCCUGGUGUUUAGCCUUGGCAGUGCUGAUUGGAUAAUAACGAUAAUGCUGGUGCUGAAUUCCUCGGAUGCAGUGCAGUAUUGGGAUCAGCCUCUCUUCUGCCUCAUUGCCCCUUACUCAAUGAUUUGCUACCUGUAUUUUUCCUGAUGGUCUUACACUACUAUCAGCGUCACUGCCAUUUGUUUUACAGUCACUGGUCUUGAACGUCCUCUCUUUAAUAUACUGGUAUCAGUUUAACUUAUAUCGGUGCCUUAACUUGGCAGUUUAAUUGCCUGUCUCCAUAGGGCAGAGCUGUGGGAUUGAGCAGUUCAGUGGUUAGAAUACAGGGUUCCAGUGUAGAAGGUAGAGUUUUUGAGUGGCUUCCGUGGUUACAAUACUGACUUGCAGUUUUGAAGUAAGUGAACUGAGAAGUAAUAUUGGCUAAUGAACAGAGCUGAGGGACUCAGGAUGGCUGGCUGUGAUUUGAAACCAGAAUCACCAGAUCCUCCACCUCUAACUGCUAGGACACCAUGCUUUCCAAUCCCUCAUUUUGCAAUUGCUAAUCAACUCUGCUUCAGUCGCUUAGCCCUCAACUUUGUCAUACUGGCCUCCACUCCUUCAGCUCUAAUCACAAAUCCAUUGUCCUCCAUUACCUCUGUUCUUUAUCACUGGGCCAUACACUUACAGUCCAUUAGCUUUCUCCCAUUGACCCCCCCCCCCCCCCCCCCCCCACACUCCCACUAGUUCCAUUCACUACCUCCCAGUCCCUCAGUUAAAAUCCUUUCCAGUAAAUGCCUGCACCAUGACUGGUAUAUGACAUAUAGGCUGCCCAUAUGACGUGUUGGAUUGUCUGCUUGCUUCAGUACAUAUCUCCUUUUUGCUGGAGAGGGAGGGCCAUUUAAAUUGAUGAAAUGCAGACCUUGAGCUCUCUUACAGUGCUUAAACACACCAAGUGAGUAACAGGCUGUAGAGGCAGGUAGUGCUGGCUGUGAUCAGAUACUCCAUGGGGAUUAUUCGUUCUGGUUGACAAAUAGUUGCCUCACCUUUUUUACAAUGAAAAAAACAAUUUGCAUUUUUUUUUUUUUUGGAAUGAAUUCCUAUCGCAUAGUGUUAGACAUGCUUGUUCUUGUCAGAUAUACACAUGAUUAAGCUGUAUGGAAGUCUUGUACCGAGUGCUUGCACACAAAGUAAAUGCUACAGUCUUUAAAUAAUUAAUAUUUUCCCAUUGAUACUCAAUGUGCAGUACAAUUCAUUAUUCUUUAAAUACACAGUAAUUCAUUAUAUCUCAACUGAAGCACAGUAAAUGAUAGAAAAAAAGACUUUGUCUUUUGGUUACAGUUGUGUACAGUGAAUUGCUGAACCGUUUAGAGGUGAAGCCAAUCUCAUUGUGAGAUGAUUUCAUUCCCUUUUUCCAGUGAUGAUUAUUAUUUUUUUGAGGAAGAUGCUGACUAAUGUUUUCUAAAGUUUCUUCUUUUGUGUGUAGUUGUGGAUAUCCUCAAUUAAAUCGAAGGAUCCUCGAUCACUUUUGAAUAUAUAGCAGACAGCCAAUCAGUGUGCAAAAUUCUCAUCCACUUUGAUUUAUUUAUCGAAGUACCAUUGAAAUUAAGCGAUAACUAAUGGGAGCAUCAAGUGUUUGAGGACAUAAUUGUCCUCCGAGUGAAUAAAGUCAGUGGAAUGUUAACUAGCCAAAAAUGUAAAGAGAUUUUUUUUCUAUUCUUUGUUGUUUAAAUUGAUAUAUAGAGGUUGCAUGAAGGAUUUUAUACUAGUGAAUAUCAUCUUCUUUACACUCAAUGCACCUUUUAGUUAUUCUAGCUAUUAUAUGACAAGUGUUUGAGGCAGUGGACUUAAUAGUUGUGUGCUGCUUCUGAUCUGAGUCUGACGUAAACUGAAUCAAUCAGUCACCUCAAUGACAGGCUGCUAUUGCCAUGGACCCUUUGUGGGGUUUGUUUAUCCAAACUGUUAUUGAAGGUUAACAGGAUCCCAAUGAAAGUGAAUGGCAGAGAAAUUCCAUGUGUUUAAUCCCAAAUAAUGAGCCUCUUUGGAGACCUCUUUUGAUUUAACUGAACAGUUGUGUGCUUUUAAGUUUAGAUCACCUGUAGGUCUGGUUAUCAAAAGAUUUUUUGCACGCUCUCUAGUUUGCUACCCCUCCCCUUCAAAUUACCCAAACACACUCUGUUCCCUGGGACUCUCCAGGGUCAAAACAAAAUGAUGCAAUCUUUCAAAACUAAUUCCUCUGUUUAUUAAGUAAAUGGUUAGACCAAGAUGUGCUUUAAUGCAAAAGAAAUAUGUAAAUCUGUCACUAUUUUUAGAUACAUUACACCAUGGACCAAAAUGUCUAAUAAUAUUUAUGGAGAUAUGUGGAAUUAAAUCCAUAUCUAUCUAUCUAUGUAUCUAUCUAUCUAUCUAUCUAUCUAUCUAUCUAUCUAUGGGUGUGUGUGUGUAAUAUAUACAUACAUACAUACAUACAUACAUACAUACAUACAUACAUACAUAUAUAUAUACAUACAUACAUACAUACAUCCACACAUACAUACACACACACAUCCACACAUCUUAGAUAGGUAUAUCUAUAACAGUUCAUUUGUAAAAUCGGUAAAUAUAUAGAUUUACCAGCUCAUCUGUCAAUCUACAAAUUAACCGGUCAAUGUAUAGAUUUACCAGCUUACCGGUCAAUGUAUAACAUAACCAAGGAAAUGCAGUAAAUAUAUACAUUUUCCAACUCCACAGGUCAAUGCAUAUAGCUAAAAAAAAAAAUCUUAGUUAAUGCAUUUAACUAACAAAACAGAUUGACCGAUGAGCUGGUAAAUCUAUACAUAUACCUGUUAAUCUGUAGAAUUACCGAUUUGUACACAUGAACCGUAACAUAUAUAAAUAUAUAUAAUCAAUCCGAACAGUAUUCCUUUUUUCUUCUAUGUUUUAAAUGUUGUACCUUUUUUAUUUCUAUUUUGUUAUCUAGCCAAAAAAUAAGAUUUUUUUUUCUUUGUUUAAAUGUGUAAAUGGAUAAAAAUAGGUAAACCUGUCGCAUGAAUAAUAAACUGCUUAUCCUGA
Acipenser ruthenus (sterlet) is the source of this 4288-nucleotide messenger RNA. It is a transcript of the gene tram2, whose product is annotated as translocation associated membrane protein 2. Lineage: Eukaryota; Metazoa; Chordata; Actinopteri; Acipenseriformes; Acipenseridae. Gene Ontology annotation, cellular component: endoplasmic reticulum membrane. The transcript has 11 exons. Bases 101 to 1207 code for a protein of 368 amino acids. The record is from RefSeq and is a predicted model, not a curated record. Gene Ontology annotation, biological process: protein insertion into ER membrane; SRP-dependent cotranslational protein targeting to membrane, translocation.